AUGGAUGAACAUGAGCCGUUGGUAUCUACCAACACAAGUAACCCACCGCCAGCACAGAUCACUACAGCGUCUCUGGUUCGUAGAGGCUUCAGUUUACCAUUCAUUGCACUUGGCUUUUUCUUGCUGUAUCUGUUUGGCUCGACUUCACGAUCAAACGACUUGCGUCUGGGUCAGUCCAGACUUAUUGAUGCUCAACUGCAAGAGUCUCUGGUUCUUGGAAAUCUGACCUAUGAGCAAAAUGCCACUCGCUAUUCCUCUGACUUGAGAACAAUCUUCAACGCAAUGAUGAAUGUCGGCCAUGCCCCAGUCUUUUACUCGGAUAUCGCUGGCCAAUUCAAAGGCAAAUGGGAGCUACUGCCCUUCAGCAAAAACAUAUCUGAACUUCUAGGCCAGCACUCUCGUAAGACAGUAGAUGAAUCUCCGUCCCUGGAGUUUCCAAAGGAAAGUGUAUCUGAAACUGCUUCUCAAGGGAAUAUGGACCUGACUGCUGGUGGCAAAUUCUCGUUCACUAUCAUCUCAAACAAAACAUCUAAUGAAGACAUCUUAUAUAUCAAUGGCAACAUGAAUAUCGAUGAUGGCUACAAUUCAUUUGACUCUACACUACACGGUUUGCAUUUUAAACGAAAUGGAUCCAUAUAUUUGGAAAGUGCCGUGGACGAAAGUGAAUUGUUUUUGCACAACAUACCAAAAAUGAUGCUGGAUCCACACUCUUUUCAAUCUGCAUUAUCGGUAAUCCGAUCUAUCAAUAUGGACUAUUUAAACACUCUCAAAAAACAACUUGACAACGGUAUGAUUAUUGAGCAUGUCGAUACUUCGGGCACAUCAAGUGCCAAAUGUCGGUUUCUUUUAUUUAUGCAACUACAACCAUUGCCUGCUAAACUACAGGAUAUUUUAGAUCUUGAAAAUGUUCAGAAUGAAGGGGUUUAUGUCAUUCAACCUCCACAGCUAUUGGCAGACAUGGCGUUACUAUCACCCAACUGCAAUUCAUCCUUGAAAUCCAUACAAUUGAGAGGAAUUAAAAACUCCAUAUUUAUUUCGUUGAACCAUAAUGCUGGAGUUUUUAUUGCCAUCCUAACUUUAAUUGAGCUUGUGUUAACAACUCGUCAAAUGCAGCAGUUAUCUUCACUUUCGGCACGAACAAAGAUCUCACCAAUGACUAUGGGAAUGAUGAUUAUUUUAGAUGCUUACAUGUGCAUUGUUUUAAUUUCUAUUGCGUUAAUGUUUCCUGAACUGUUCUCACCAUUUGUGGCGGCAUCUUUUUUGAAAUUUUGUUUGUUUUCUGUAUUUGAAAUGCGGUACCUAUUUGCUGUCAUACAAGCGAGACGACGAGACGGAUCUGACUCUUUAGAAAGAUCAUUUUUGUUUCGAGUGUACCUAUAUACAUUCAUUGGGGGAUUUUUUAUAUACCAUAUUGCGCUACGGUCGACACUUAUCACAAUAGUUGUAAGCAACGCCAAGCGUAACACAUGGCGGGCUUUUAAUCGAUCGUUUGUAAUUGGUACAUCUAUCACCAGAUUUUUACUUCCCCUAUACGCGUGGUAUUAUCAGGACAUUAUCAUUGCAUCUCAGUCUUUACCAUCAGCUAAAAUACUUUGGGCACUGGCUGUGUUUAUUAGUAUUCAAGUGGGAGUUUUGAUUCUUCAGGAUGUGCAAGGACCAAGGAUAUUUAUUCCCCAACAGCUUUUCCCCCAGACGUAUGACUAUCAUCCUGCGUUUCCACCACUGUCAAACAAUGAAUCCAUCUCAUUACAAAUGGACACUAUUGCUGAUUCUGAGAUUGAUUCAAAUCAAAGCAUCUAUCCACCAACUAGCAGCAACACUUUUUAUUCAACAACAGCAACAAGGCGAACUCAUGCAAUCACUUAUGAAAAAGAAGCGCUGUCAUCAAGAACUGAGUUGGAAGAUAGACAUUGUGCAAUUUGCUUUACAGAGAUCACGACUGUAACGAGUGAUCAUCCAUUCUUCAGUACUGAGCGACUCAAAUAUAUGGUCACACCAUGCAAUCAUUUGUUCCAUUCUGAAUGUUUGGAAAGAUGGAUGGAAGUGAAACUCGAGUGUCCAGUAUGUCGAUCAGAUCUGCCUCCAGUAUACUAA
Molecule: messenger RNA, 2094 nt
Organism: Batrachochytrium dendrobatidis JAM81
Lineage: Eukaryota; Fungi; Chytridiomycota; Chytridiomycetes; Rhizophydiales
Exons: 11
Coding region: 1-2094 (697 amino acids)
Molecular function (GO): zinc ion binding
Source: RefSeq, a predicted model, not a curated record